GUCAAUUUUGAUGUGCAUCCUCUGUUUCCAGCCAGCAGCAUAAAGAUGCCGUCCGUUGUUCUCAAAGUUCUUGGGUUAACAUUAGGCCUAUUCUUUAUAUUUGUUGGAACAAUAAAGUUGACACCCUCUGUCAAUGCAGAUAUUUAUAAAGAAAUGAGAAAAAUCUAUAUUCGAAAUUCCAAAGUUUUCCCCCUUGUGAAACAGACGGGAUGGAAACCUAACCCACAUACUUACAGAAAAACAGUUGGAUCUACAGAAAUAAUUAGUGGAGCAUUUUUGGCUUUUCUCCCAGGUCCUCUCAAGGAAUUGGCAAACAUCAUUCUCCUGCUUAUCACAAUGAAUGAGAUUUAUGCUCACUAUGCCCUUGAUGAAGGCCUAGAGAAAAUGAGCCCCGCCAUAGUGUUUUCUCUUCUUUUAACAUGUCGGCUGGUCAUUUUCCUUCAAUCUCUCGCUGCUGAACCCAAGUCUGUGUUUGAAAAAAGCCAACUGGAACCAACCAGUACUGCAGCGACGGAUAAAAAAGAAUUACGAGGAGAUGAUAAGAAGGACCAGUGAUUAAAAGACUUUGUGUCUGUUUGUGUAUUAGUGACUUUCAUAAGCCUACUGUUUGACAACCUUUCAAAAGAACUCAUUCAGAUUUCUUUCACUUGAUGUUCAGUAUAGAUGACAAGAGGAUUUUUUUUUUCUUUGGUGAGAGUGAUGGUUUAUUUCAGAUUCGAUUAUUUAUUAACAUAUACAUUGCAUUUCAUGAAUUAUACUCACUUUGAUUGCACUGUUACAUAUUCAUUUAUAUAUAUAUGAAUGUCCAGAUAUAUGCAUUUGAUCAGGUUUAAAAAAAAAAGUGUUGUUUAGUAGUGAGACACUUAUUAUUUGUAGUGUGAUAUUAACUAUUUAACAAAAUGCUGCUCUGUUUAUAUUGAUGGCUAACUAUUUUGUGUCACUGAGUAUGCAUUAAGUAUAUUGAAGAAAAAAGACUACACUUAAUAAUAGAUGCUUGUGAAUUGUGUUACCUUGAAACAUUGAACUAACUUUUCCUUUUCAACUCAUAUGGCAACUAUUUAUUUGAAUCGACACUUUUCUUUUAGUAAUAUUUUAUAAGAAUUAAAUUAGAUUUAUUUAUUUGAUUAGGUAAGAUUGUGUUUAAGUAGCUUCGUCUGUGUGUGAUUUAGUCAAUGCACAUUGUCUGGAGUCGUCAUUAGAAAAAAAAAAUAGUGUUGUGUGGACAUAAUGAAAUUUAGUAAAAAUUGUUUCCUGGUCAUGGGGUAUGUGCCCUGGACUGUCACUCAGCUUGAUGGUCCUGGGUUCAUACCCUGCUCUCUACCAUCCCCAUUAUCCUCGUGGGGAAGGUUUGGACUAGGAAGUAGACAAGCAAGCAUUUUUUAACUAAUAGUUGAGUUUAGUUUCAUUCAAGAUUAGAGGAGUCAGUUAUGCUAGUGGUGUGAUUUCACCAUUUUCAUUUGCUAACUUUUACCCUGUUUGAACUCUGGCUAUUAAAAACAUUUCCAGUAUAGCAGCAUCAGUUAUAUGUUUCAUUUCGUAUUUCACAUUUCAUUAACUAGCAUAUAUUAAAAGCAUUUAUUGUUCAUUAAAUUAUGAAUGUUCAUAUUUUAGGUCUAACUGAAAUAGUUUUAAUCCAUCAACAUUAAGAACAGAACUUCUCUAGCCCUAGCCUAAAGAGAAGUUGGUGUAAAGAUUAUCUAUAUAUGCAUUCAAAGGUUCAUGAGGGUUUCCUGUGGCUAGCACAAUGACUUAAAUAUAUUUUCCCUAACAUACAGUAAGCAUAUUUUUUUUUUACCUCACAUAAUACUAAAAUAUCAAUCUGUCAUUUGAACUUAAGAUGCUUGGUACUGCUGUCAAGCACUUUUCUCCUUGGUCCUUAACCUAUUCUGUUUAGUACAAGAAUGCAUAAUAGUUUUUGCAAUAUUUUUUUGUUUGGGGUAGAUGUUACUUGAAUUUUAAAAUAUUGUAUGUAAAAACUAGGUAGAAUUGAAAAACUUUGAGGAUUAAUUUUGUUGUUGUAUUGAUUUUUUUAUUGUUGUUUUCCUGCUAAAACUGUGUUGUGUGUCUUCAACAAAAUAAUCAGUGCUAUUGCAAUAACUCAACUGAUCUUUGGUUUUAAGGCGUCUAAAAAACAUCAUCUGUAACUUAACAUUCGUGGUAUUGAUGCUGUGACAGUAAGCUUAACCAAAUUCCUCCACUUCUCCUGGUCAGCAGCUGUUCUUAACAGGAUAUCAAGAGAGAGUCCAGCCCAUUCUUUAAUGUUAUCCAGCCAGCUUUUCUUUGGAUGACUGUUUCUUUGUGCUCCCUUCACUGUACCUUGAAGAAUGACUCUUGUCCUACAAUAUGACCAAACCAGCUCAGCUUGCGUCUCUUCAUUCACAGUGUUGAGUUCUUCUUCCCUUUUGACAGAUAGAGUGUUGACUUGUUUUCUAAUCGUGGUAUCUGACACCCAGCAUUUUUCUGUAGCAUUUACUCUCAAAGACUUGGAUUCUUCUUUCAGCCUCAGCAUUCAGUGUCCAACCUUCACAAACCUAUAGGACUAUAGAGAUCACUAGUAUUUACUCUCAAAGGCUUGGACUCUUCUUUCAGCCUCAGCAUUCAGUGUCCAACUUUCACAACCGUAUAGGAGUGCAGAGACUACUAGUUAAGAAUACAGUUUUGAUUUUACUGGGAAUCUGAUUUACUUUUUCAGAUUUUCCACAGUUUGGUCAUGGCAGCUGAUGCCAAGCUUAAACAAGUUUUUAGUUCUUUUGUUGAUCCUCUGUCUGGUUAUGUUUGACCCUGCCUAAGAAUUUAAUUGAGUCAACUACUUCUAAUGUUUGGCCAUUCAACUGUAUGCAAGGUAUUCAACUGCAUACAAUUGAAUCUAGAAAUAUUUGAGGGAAUCAUUUUGUGGCUGUAUUUGUGUGAGAAGAACUCUUUUGUUGUAAUCUUGUUGUCGUGAAAUCAUUGUAUAAAUGUGUUCCCACUCACCAUCCGUUUCUGACCUUCACCUUGGUCAAUGUUCUAUAACUGAUAUGGGUUUAGUACUCGAUCAUUACUACUUUUAUAAUUGUUUAGUUAUACUUGAUAUGCCUAAAGUUUGAUUGGUGUACAAGGUUUUAAUUGCAGUGAGUAAAAAAAUGGUUCCCAAUUGUUUGUUUUGAUGGGUUUUUUUUUCCUAUGAAGAUGACUACUUGGAAUCUUUCCAUUGGAAAAUAUGUGUUAAUAAAUCUGUAUAAGCAAAAGUAGCUUCAUUGAUAUGGCCAUGAGCCUUAGUUGUAGCACUGCUUUUCAGCAUUUUAUUUCUUAAUUUAUUUUUUUCUUAGUUAUCAUUUGUUUAAUGAUUUAUUAAUUUUGUAUUUUUACAAUGCUAAUAUCAACUCACUCUGCCUGUCUGCCUGGUAAAAUUUUUUUGGUCCGUUAUUUCUCACACACCCCAACAGUGUAAAAUUCUUGUACCUGACAAAACAAAGCUAAAUUUUAAAAAAUAACCAAUUAGCUCAUUAACUAUUGCUGAUGAAUUAUUUUGAUUGGUAUCAAACAAGGAAAAGAUAUCGUAGUUGACAGACAUGGUGGUAUAAGUUGAGUUAGUCCCCUUGAGCCCUGAGUGAACAAGUUUUUUUGUUUUUUUUUUGCUUUUAAAAAGUAAUCACAGUCCUGUCACAUUCACCCAUUAUUCCCCCCCCCCCUUUUUUUUUUUCCAAUCCCAUAUGGUCCAUAGUGAUAGGAUCAUCAUAGUGCAUUGAAAAAGCUAAAAAUAUGAAAUAGUGCUAAACAAAAACACAGAUUUAUUGUUAUUGUAGAUCUUUUUACAAAUUUUAUCCCAUGACUGAUCCAAACUAUGAUACACUUAAUAUACAUAAUUUUUGUUAAAAGUGGUUUUUAUGUUUUUCUUGUUGUUUUGUUAUUUAUUUGAGCAUCUCAUAAGCAAAUGCAUUCUAGAGUAUUAUUGCUGCAUCGACAGAGAGCCCUCCAACAAAAUUAUAUGAAGUUAGCAUAUCAGAUAUAUUUUGUAUUGCAUUUUUUUAGAAUGUAUUCCUCUGGUUAUAAAUCUCUUUUAUUUUUUUUUUUCUCUAUGUUGUGAAUAUGCUGGAAAUUGGCUUUUUUUUUUCUUUUAAGUAUUAAUAUGAAUGGAACUUCUGGGAUGAUUUCUGCUUGCUGUCACACCCUUUCCUAUUUGUCUCUGACUUCUCUAUUGCUCUAUACAGAAAGUUGUUUAGUCUUCAUUGUCUGUUAUUAGUUGAUUGUACUUUUACUAGGCCUGUAUACAAGUCGCAAUGCCCUAGUCUGCAGAUACCGGGUACUAUGAAACCAAUGAUUCUGGCAUUAAAUAAAUAUAAAAAUGUUUUCCAUUGUAUUAUGUAGUAAUAAAGUGCAUAGGUAAGAAUAAUUUGUAAUAAAACUUUCUGUAAAAAGACAAGGCCUCAAUACCUACACAUAGUUACAAUAUAAAUAUAUUAUGAGUGUGACUUUAUUUAAUUUUUUUUUCUUCAAAAAUACAAAAAUGAUACCAUAGUGGUUGUAAAAAUGUAUAAUUUUUCUCUUUAUAAAAAUGCAUUUAAAUAUAUAUGUUUUUUGUUGAUUUGUUUUCACAUUACAGUAAGCAUUAAGGUUGAUGUGUAGGGUGGGCUUUUUUUAUACCUCGUACUAUAAAAAAAAACUAAAUUUCUUCAUCGUGAUCAGUUCUCAUUGUAGUCUGUUUUAUUUAUAUUUAAAUUUGUUGUUGCUUAAUUUAGAGAAAUUUAAAUACUGCAUGAUGUAUAUAAAUAGAUACUACAUAAUUUGUAAAAACCAUCAUUAUAUGUUUUUUUAAAUUACAAUAUACACACACCUACUGACUUAUAAAACCUCACACACCUGUAACAGACCAAAGGAACAAAAUCAAUUAACAUUGCAAACCAGUUGUAAAUGUAUAACUUAAAAAUAAU
Biomphalaria glabrata is the source of this 4910-nucleotide messenger RNA. Its product is annotated as novel acetylcholine receptor chaperone-like. The coding region runs from base 46 to 555 and encodes 169 amino acids. Lineage: Eukaryota; Metazoa; Mollusca; Gastropoda; Planorbidae. Gene Ontology annotation, biological process: chaperone-mediated protein complex assembly; positive regulation of protein localization to cell surface. The transcript has 3 exons. The record is from RefSeq and is a predicted model, not a curated record. Gene Ontology annotation, cellular component: endoplasmic reticulum.